Messenger RNA from Microplitis mediator, 5007 nucleotides. RefSeq names its product monocarboxylate transporter 12-B (gene Sln). Gene Ontology annotation, biological process: transmembrane transport; monocarboxylic acid transport. The record is from RefSeq and is a predicted model, not a curated record. Gene Ontology annotation, molecular function: monocarboxylic acid transmembrane transporter activity. The coding region runs from base 363 to 2441 and encodes 692 amino acids. The transcript is spliced from 5 exons. Lineage: Eukaryota; Metazoa; Arthropoda; Insecta; Hymenoptera; Braconidae.
UAAUAUCAACCUACGGAAUAAGCAAUCGAUUUCUUGCUUAAUAUGGCUAAAAAGCAGCGAUUACGCCUGCGUGAGAGUUUAUUUUUACCUACAUUUCACCAUUUGUCUUCAGUCAUUUAUUAGAGUUCCAAGUGUUUAGUUUCCUAUUUAAUAAAAAGUACAAUAGUAAACUUCAAGAUAAAUUAUUUUGUAUAAUUUUUAAUUUCAAGAACAACAAUCACACAAAUUAAGUAUAUAACUUACGUCACAUUAUUAGAAAAAAAAAAAAAAUCAAAUUAUCAGUCGUCAAUAAAUAAUUAAAGCUAAAAAAGCCCAUAAGCUCCAAUGUAUAACGGUCGCCGUUACGAGGCGAGAACGAAAGUAUGUCGUUACCCCGGGAGUGGAGCUUCCUUCAACAGGAAGCGAGGUCCUCAGUGGAUGUACGAAAUUCUCAAAUGGGAUCACAGGAGUAUAAUAUCAGUGGCAGUACAUCGGCGGUGGUCAACAACGAAAAUUUGAAUCAAAAUUUACUGGGAUCAUUGCUUUCAAUUCAUUCAGCGCCAGUCUAUGAUUUAAAUGCCCACAAAGAUUCGCCAACCCGACCGUCUGCGUCAUUAAUCCAAGCGACAGCUAUUUCUACACCAGUAGUUCCGCCACAUUCGAGUCCAGACGCUGAUGAGGAAGACAAUGACAAUUUGCUGACCAUUUCCAGUCUUACGGCGCGACCUCUAAUUGCCAAAUCUCGGGAAAUUCGAUCCUCGAAAAAAUCUGCCAAUAGGAAGAAAUCCAAAGAACACAAGAGACCCAACAAUGCCACGUUGGUGCCAUUGGAUGGUGGCUAUGGUUGGGUCGUUGUCGGAGGAGCUUUUUUUGUACAAUUCUGGGUCGCUGGACUGGUUAAAUCUUAUGGUGUUUUGUAUGUUGAGGUCAUGGAAACCUUUCAAGACUCAACGGCUGCUGUCGCUUCGUGGAUUCCCGCUAUUCUUUCUUGCCUUUGUCUUGCUCUAGCUCCAGUAACGAGUGUACUAUGCCAAAAAUACAGUUGUCGUUUAGUAGUAUUUAUAGGCGGUUUAUUUUGCGCCCUUGGAUUAAUAAUAACGUACUUUGCAACAAGUUUAAUUCAUCUAUUUUUUACAUUUGGAGUGUUGACCGGAAUUGGAGGUGGUCUGUCUACAACUCCUGGUAUAAUAAUAGUAUCACAAUAUUUUGACAAACAUCGUGCGUUGGCAAACGGCGUUUGCGUUUCCGGUACAGCUGCUGGAAGCUUCGUAUUUCCAUUAUUGAUUGAAACGCUGGUGGCUAAUUUUGGAUUUCAUGGGACUAUUUUAUUGCUGGGUGGUUGUAUGCUUCACGUUUGUGUAUCGGCGACCCUUUAUCGGCCAUUAGAAGACAACCCGUCUGCGAUAUUGCCAUCAAAAAGUCUUGAAAUCAAAGAAGAAAUAAUUGCGUCAUCGAUACCAAAGCAACAAAAACUCGAGCUUAUUUUUGCGAAUGAAAAGAUUGAAAAAAAUAUUUUGAAUGAUUUGUUUCAUCAAAACGUAACGUCAGUUGAGUUGACUGACAGCGAAGAAGAAAAAGACAUAAUGGGGGAAGGUUUGAAAAUGAAACCAAUAUCAAAAAUACGAAGCUCAAGUAUUUUACACAGCGUUGAAGAUUUGUCAACUGAUUCAACGUGUGUUUACAAAGCCCGCGUAUCUUUGAAAUCUUUGAAAUUAUCAUCUGCACCUACUGUGAAUUCACCAUGUGCUAAAGAACCACCAGUUCCUGAUGAUGAAAAGAUUGAACAGAAUGGAAAAUUAUACAAAAAAAUAAUGCGAUAUUUGGACAUUAGUCUGUUGAAGAAUCCCCAAUUUAUCAUGAUGUGUCUCUCCGUUAGUUUAAUGAGCACUGGCAGCCCAUAUAUGUUGUAUUAUUUGCCGGCUUAUGUACAUGCUGCGGGCUACACUAAAUCAGAAGCUGGGUAUUUAGUUGCUAUUUCUGCGGCGCUUGAUCUUUGCGGGCGACUUGGGCUUGGCUGGCUAUCAGAUUUACAACUUUUUGACCGAAGAAAAGGUUACAUUGGAAGCAUCGUUGGCGCCGGAGUUGCUGUCUUGGCAAUUCCAAUGGCCCAUUCGUUCUACGUACUGGCUUGCUCAGUUGGAAUGUACGGAUUAUGCCUCGGAUGUUGGUUUUUAUUGGUACCAGUUCUUCUUGCUGAUCAAUACGGUACCGACAAAAUUUCUUCAAGUUAUGGACUUGUUAGAAUGUUUCAAAGUAUUGGGGCAAUUUCAGUUCCACCACUUGCUGGUUAUCUUCGGGACAUCACCGGAAGUUAUAAAGUUUGUUUUUUUUGCAUGGGCACUUGCAUGGUACUCGGGGGGUUACCUUUAUUACUUGUGCCUGUCGAAACUCAAAAACUGACUAAAUUAAAAGACAAUUCGUCAGACAUUAAAACUACACAAAUAAAUCAAGAUCAAGAAUAAAAAAUUUUCCUUUUUGUACUGAUGAUAAGAAGAAAAAAAGGAAGUAAAAAGUUUUAUGAAUUUAAUCAUUCUAAUAUAAAAUUUACAUUUUAUUGAUUUAUCAGUAAAUUUUAGUUUUCGUGAUAAGAAAUAUAAAAGUUUUUUAACUUCAUUUAAACUUUUUUUUUAAUUUUAUCAUUUCUUCUUUUUUGUAAUCAAUGAAAUUGACUCUGUAAUUUGAAAAGUGAACAGAAAUAUGAAAAUAUGAAAAAAGCGACGCGUCUGUGCUCAUGCACACACAGAAAAAAAAAUAACUUGGUCCCAAUAGAAAAUUAUUAUGAAGAAAAAAAAUUUUUCACUCAAGAAAAUUUAUUUUGAAAUGUUUUUUUUUUUCUUUUUGAGUUUUCAUUGUCACGUAACUUUAUUUUGAAAUGAAAAUUAUUUCAAGUAUAUAAAUAUAUCAAAGUAAAAAAUUGGAUUUGAAAAAUUUUUAUUAUAAUCAAAAUUUCGGGCAGAAUAUUUCUAAAAAAAUAGUGGAUUUUAAUUAUGAAUCGAAAUUUGAGCCAAGAAUUCUUUUCUAUAAAAAAUUUGACUUCUCGAACCAAAACAAAAUUUUUUGAAAAUAAAAAAAUGAUUUUUUGGUUCCGUCACUCGUGUGCGAAGACGUAACCCGCGACUUAUUUGGGCGGGAGAUUUAAAGUCGCCGGAUUUUACGCCGCGGACACGAUUCGUGUCACCGAUUUUCUUGGGAUAAAUUUCUCGACUUUUUGGUUGGAGAGUAAAUAUUCUUGCUUCAGGACAAUAACAUUUUUUAUUAAAAACUUGAAAAUAUUUGAUCCAAGAAUAAAUAUUCUUUUACUAAAAGUGAAAUACAUGAAGAAUUUUUUAUUCUUCAUGAGUUCUAACAAUUAAAUGCAGAAUAAUUUCUUGAAUUAAAAAAAACAAAGUGACUCAAACUUAGAAUCGCAUAUUCAAGAAAAAUUUUUCUGGCCCAGGUGAUUUUUUUUCUGUGUAAGAGUAGGAAAAUUUUUCGAUGGAAAAUGAGAAGGAGAUUUCAAAUUUGAAAGUUAAUACUAGAUUUUUGAAACACGAAAUUUUAACAUAUUGUUUAUUAAUGACGUUUUCAGGUGUUCACUCUGAGCUACUCUGAUCAAAGAUUAGGAAAACAGCCAAUAUUUUACAAAUCUAGCAGAUCUUUAAUUCUGAUCGACUAUCCAGUGAGACGUUGAUUUUUAAAAAUUGUAAAUAAUAAAUUUGUUUGCACUAAAAUUUAAAUUUACAACAAAAAAUAAAGGAUCCAUAAAAAUUGAAAUGUUUAGUAAUUAGCGAAAAAUUUAUCAGUUCUUGAAGUAGCUGUAGAAAAAAGAAGAGAAACGAAAAAUGAUUUCACUCAUAAAAUUGAAUAGAAAUUUUAAAAUUUCAUUCAUUUUUCGUCGGAUUUUAGAACGUAAAUUAUUUGAGUGUUGAGUAAAAAUCGGUGAUAUUUAAUUAUUUUUACUUGGAGUCGUCCAGAGUUCGCAAAUGAAAAUGCCACAUGUGUCCUGAUUAAAAACUUCGAUUGGAAAAUUCUACUCGGAUUAAAAUCGAAAAGUUCCGAGUAAAUUCGAUUGAAAUUUAAACGGAUACUUGGAACUCUUGCGAGAAUUUCUGAUUGAAUGUUUGUUUUCGAUUGGAUCUGAUAGAAAUCCGAUUGAGUUUCAAUCAGAUUCCAUAGAAUUUAAUCGGAGUUUUUAAUCAGGGUGAUAAAAAUUAAUAAUUUUAUGAAAAUGUAUUCAUUUUUCAAUCAAAUGGAUCCUUGUUUAGAAAUGAAAAUAAUAAAACACAAAAUAUGAAAUUAUAAAACGAUAGCAAAUCAAAGAAAAGUUUUUGCGAGCUCUGGUGGAUAUUUUUCGGACUUUUCUCUGAAAAACUUUGAAAAAAUCUUUAGAACUUUAGAACUGAGUUUUGCAGAGAAAAUUACGAAAAAUUUCCACCAAAGAACCGAAAAAUUGCCAUGAAAAAUACAUAAAGGUAUGAAAUUAUAGAAAAAUAUCAAAGCAUGGAAUCAUAACUUUGGUUACUGGCAUGAAAGAUAAAAAAAUUGUUUUUUGUUUUCAACUGAAAAGCUUCAGAAAGAGAGAAAGAAAAAUUAUAAUUGUUAACUACAAUAAGUUACAACAAAACUUAUCGUAAAUGAACAGAAAAAAGUUACGAUUAAAAAUUAACAGUGUAAUUAAAUUAAAUUAGAAAAAAAAUGUAAAAAUUAUUCACGAUUUUUUUUUUUAUAUUUUUCUACCGUAUUGUUUAACAUACAUUUAUUUAUUUAUUUAUUUUUUUCAUAUUUUAUUAUUUGAAUUGAGUUUAAAUUCAAAUUUUAAAUUAUCAUCUGUAAAAAAAAUGAUUACCCAAAAGACUCGUAACGAUAAGUGAUCAUUUUUUCGAUUACUAAGUAUUUUUUUCAAUUUGAUAAGUAUAUGUUUAUUUUUAGUGAUAAAUCAUAGCUAUAAAUAUAAAUAAUAAUUGUAUAAAAUUAAAUUGUCGAUCGCAUGACAAACUGUGAUUGUCGCAUAUAAAUGAUAAACAAAUAAAUAAGAAAUUAACAACGUAA